This is a messenger RNA of Polychytrium aggregatum, 951 nucleotides long. RefSeq names its product glutathione S-transferase. Gene Ontology annotation, biological process: glutathione metabolic process. The coding region runs from base 159 to 812 and encodes 217 amino acids. Gene Ontology annotation, molecular function: glutathione transferase activity. The transcript has a single exon. The record is from RefSeq and is a predicted model, not a curated record. Lineage: Eukaryota; Fungi; Chytridiomycota; Chytridiomycetes; Polychytriales.
UGCUGCAGAGUCCGGUGCAUUGUUCCCACGGCGCGGGUUGCCAGACAACCCCCCCGCCAAAGCCGACUCCGCUCGUAUUCAAAAGGCCCUCGCCUCCCCGACUUGCUCGAGCCCAUCAUCCCUCUCUCAACACUUGAACUCGUCUGCACGUCGUCGCCAUGACCCUCACCAAGCCCACUUCUCUCAAGAUCACCUACUUCAAUAUCGGCGGCCGCGCCGAGGCAACUCGCCUGAUCCUCUUCAUUGCCGGGAUCGACUUUGAAGACGAACGCAUCAAUCGCGAGCAGUUCCUUGCCCUCAAGCCCACGCUGCCUUUUGGACAGGUUCCGAUCCUGACUGUCGAUGGCGAGCACGUCAUUGCCCAGUCCAGGGUCAUCCAGCGCUAUGCUGGAGCCAUUGCCAAGCUAUAUCCCGGCGAGAGCGACCCUCUUGCGUCGCUCGUCAUCGACCAGAUCGCCGACACGAUCGAGGAUCUGUGGCUCAAGUAUCUGCCUGUCUUCCACGAGUCUGACGCUGCCAAGAAGCGGGAACUCAACGACAAGGUCAUUCAGCAGCAAUACCCCGCCCUCCUUGCCGGCUUUGACAAGUUCUUGGCCAAGUACGGUGGCAAAUACGCCGUUGGCGACAAGCUCACCUCUGCCGACGUUUUCCUCUACGACUACUUCAACGCCCUCACCGGACCGGACGCUGCGUUCGAGCUCAUCCCCAAAGACCUGAUCGACCCAUAUCCCAACAUCCUGCGGGUCGUCAACCUGGUGCGAGAGCAUCCGCGUGUUGUCGAAUGGGAAGCCAAGAAUGCCGCUCGUCAGUAACGGCUGCCGAUGGAUCUGGCCCGAGAGAGAGCCGCAUUCACAGCGUGCGGCGACAGAACGCAGCAGCUGGCGCUGCGAGCAUCUGUUACCAUCAAGUGGCCCGAUAUAUUAAUAUAGAUCUAUCCAACACCACCGAGAG